Cebus imitator (Panamanian white-faced capuchin) is the source of this 4003-nucleotide messenger RNA. RefSeq names its product pyroglutamylated RFamide peptide receptor (gene QRFPR). Gene Ontology annotation, cellular component: membrane. The coding region runs from base 500 to 1795 and encodes 431 amino acids. Lineage: Eukaryota; Metazoa; Chordata; Mammalia; Primates; Cebidae. The record is from RefSeq and is a predicted model, not a curated record. Gene Ontology annotation, biological process: G protein-coupled receptor signaling pathway. Gene Ontology annotation, molecular function: neuropeptide Y receptor activity; peptide binding. The transcript is spliced from 6 exons.
GAGAAGUCUUCCCUCGCCCUGAGGAUGCGGCGAAGGUUGGCGCCACUGAGGGUCUGUGUGAGGGGGGCGUCGCCGAGUUCAGCCCCACCCUCUGCCGCUUCCCCAGCGGGUCCGGCGUUCGCCUCUUGUGGCCAGAAGGCGGGGAGCCAGAGGCGCUGGGGACCCCCGCGUGGCGCUCCAGCAGCCCGGACCAUCGCGGCACCGCGCCUUAGGGAAGAGCAGGGAAGGAACUUUCUCUGAACCGCGAACAUUUUUGGUCACUGAGAUUGAGCCUUCCGGUGCUCUGGCUUCCCGCCUCUUUAUCUUGCGUUUGAUCCGUGAGCUGCUUUCCUUUCCCGAGCCGCCCGGAGUGCCGCCAAAAGCCCUCCCGCGCGCCACAGUCCCCGGCAGAGGAAGGGAGGCGCGUACCUGCCGGUCACCCUGAAGCCGUCGCCGCGCCGCGGACGCGGAGGGCCGGGCAGCAGUGGGCGGUGGCCCCGCGUCCCAGGAGCGCACAGCAAUGCAGGCGCUCAACAUCACCCCGGAGCGGUUCUCCCGGCUGCUGCGGGACCACAACCUGACGCGGGAGCAGUUCAUCGCUCUUUACCGGCUGAGACCGCUCGUCUACACCCCCGAGCUGCCCGGGCGCGCCAAGCUGGCCUUCGUGCUCACCGGCGUGCUCAUCUUCGCCCUGGCGCUCUUUGGCAAUGCUCUGGUGUUCUAUGUGGUGACCCGCAACAAGGCCAUGCGCACCGUCACCAACAUCUUUAUCUGCUCCUUGGCGCUCAGUGACCUGCUCAUCACCUUCUUCUGCAUCCCUGUCACCAUGCUCCAGAACAUUUCUGACAACUGGCUGGGGGGUGCUUUCGUUUGCAAGAUGGUGCCAUUUGUCCAGUCUACUGCUGUUGUGACAGAAAUCCUCACUAUGACCUGUAUUGCUGUGGAAAGGCACCAGGGACUUGUGCAUCCUUUUAAAAUGAAGUGGCAAUACACCAACCGAAGGGCUUUCACAAUGCUAGGUGUGGUCUGGCUGGUGGCAGUCAUCGUAGGAUCACCCAUGUGGCACGUGCAACAACUUGAGAUCAAGUAUGACUUCCUAUAUGAAAAAGAACACAUCUGCUGCUUAGAAGAGUGGACCAGCCCUGUGCACCAGAAGAUCUACACCACCUUCAUCCUUAUCAUCCUCUUCCUCCUGCCUCUUAUGGUGAUGCUUAUUCUGUACAGUAAAAUUGGUUAUGAACUUUGGAUAAAGAAAAGAGUGGGGGAUGGUUCAAUGCUUCGAACUAUUCAUGGAAAAGAAAUGUCUAAAAUAGCCAGGAAGAAGAAACGAGCUGUCAUUAUGAUGGUGACAGUGGUGGCUCUCUUUGCUGUGUGCUGGGCACCAUUUCAUGUCGUCCAUAUGAUGAUUGAAUACAGUAAUUUUGAAAAGGAAUAUGAUGAUGUCACAAUCAAGAUGAUUUUUGCUAUAGUGCAAAUUAUUGGAUUUUCGAACUCCAUCUGUAAUCCCAUUAUCUACACAUUUAUGAAUGAAAAGUUCAAAAAAAAUGUUUUGUCUGCAGUUUGCUAUUGCAUAGUAAACAAAACCUUCUCUCCAGCACAAAGGCAUGGAAAUUCAGGAAUUAUGAUGAUGCAGAAGAAAGCAAAAUUUUCCCUGAGAGACAAUCCAGUAGAGGAGACCAAAGGAGAAGCAUUCAGUGAUGGCAACAUUGAAGUCAAGUUGUGUGAACGGCCAGAGGAGAAAAAAAAGCUCAAACGACAUCUUUCCCUCUUUAGGUCUGAACUGGCUGAGAAUUCUACUUUAGACAGUGGGCGUUAGUCAUAACAAUAUCUUCACAAUUAAUGCCCUUCAGAUUGUAACCCAAAGAAAAAAUUAUUUUGAGCAAAGGUCAAAUACUUAUUUUAUUCUUGAGAUGAUGACGAGAAGGAAAUAAAUCAUGUUUCCAUUAAAAAACGACACGAGGUAGUCCAGGUGCAGUGAUGUUUACAACCAACUGAUCACAACCACUUAACAGAUUUCUGUGUUCCUUCUCCACUCCCACUGCUUCACUUGACUAGCCUUAAAAAGGCGACAUGGAAAUACAAUUUUGAAAAAUUGGUAAAACGUACUUUUAAGAUUAUUUCAGUGGAUUUUAAAAAAUCCUGUACAGAAAUCAGUGUUUUUAGCUGGCAGUUUUUCUCCCACACAGUCACUGCAAUGUGACUUUCUAGGUAUUACUAGAUUGGAUACAAAAAUAACUUAAAAUUAUAUAUUUUUUCUUGAAAAUUAAUAGUUCAAGGCUGUAAUGUAAUUUUUAGUGCACUACAGUCUCUUGGAGGUAAGGUCUGUGCCGCAUCAUAGUCAAAGCAAAGGGAGAAGCAGCUAAGUGACGGAUGAACGAGACUUAGAGGAAGAUGCCUGUACUGGAGCUUUGUAUAGUUCUGUCAGUUACCUUGCUGCCUUGCUGUGAUGACUGGCAAAUCACCUAACCUUUUUAAGCCUUCGUGUUCUCCUGCAUAAACUGGAGGUGAUACCUCCUCCACUUCACGGAGUUGCUGUGAGAACAAAAUGAGAUUUGAGCAAACAAGCCCUUUGUACUCUAAAGCAGCCUCAAGCUCUGAUGCAUUAUCACAGCUCCCCAUGCCUCAGGCCUGCCCUUUCUGUUCUCAUUUCCUUUCUGAUACUCUCCCCGACCGCUGCCCAACUUUCCCCUCAUGGCUGUAUUGUAACUGGUUUCUCUAACCAAAAUAAGAGAGUUUGGGGAGCCUCAUUUCUGUGAUAUAUUUAGGCAAAACUAACUGUCUCAUAUGGUUAUCUUUUUAAGUCCCUUAUUUUCACCAAUGGGAUUUCUUAUAUAAAAGGAAUUUUCUGUGUAGUUAGUAGAUGAGGGUGUGAAUCACCUCCAACCCCAUGAAAUUGUACUGUGCCCAAGGCUGACCUUCAAGAGCUGGGUCAGAAAGAACAAUAGAGUUCCCCACCCAUAUUCCUUCCCCUAACCUCCCUGAAGUGCAACCCCUGUCUCUUCAAUCUUCCCCUUGGCUCCCAAAUGUCAUGGAUACGGAGGCCACCAUCACAGCACUCUGUCAUUUUCCUUUCAACAGCUGAGAUUCCUGAAGUCCAGCCCCAGCCUCACAGCCAAAGCGUUUAUUCUGCUUCCAGUUUUCCAGCACUUAUUCUCUCGACAGGUAAUAGAAAGGAAGAGAAGCUUAAGAGCUUAUAGGACAUUUUACUGGUAAAGCUUUAAGACUUGGAAACCAAGGACCUAACUGUUGGGAUCUUCAAGAUACAGACAUUUAAUUUCAUAUGUGUCAGUGAAGCAUGCAUGAAAAAGACAAAGAUGAAACAGUGUGUAGUGUUAGGAAAAGUUGUCAAUAUGACACUGCAAAAUUCACAAAGAGAAAAGAGAGACUGAUUAUUUGGUUUGUACUGAAGUGGACUAAUUAUGGGUUAUUUAUAUAAAUUGCCUGUCGUGUCUAGUUAUCCUAUGACAAAACAUGAUUAUUAUUAAACAUUAAACCAUUAAAAAUGAAUUGGAUUCACUGAUUUUGGUUAUCCUUACUCAGUUGGUAAAUAUUCAUAUAAUUCUUUCUACAUUUGAUGCUCUAAAUAUGACUUAAUGAAAAACAGAUAAAUCAACGCUGUUAUUGACCAUUUAAUUAUUAAGAUUAGAAGCUUCUUUUAAUUCCUAAAUAUUUAGAUACUAGGUAAUAAUGUAAAUAUUUACUGUAAUAUUUCCAGACAUCUUAUGAAAGCUUUUUAAAAAAAAAUUUGCUCACAUUGCAUUAAAGCUGUUUUAGAAACAGAAGUAGUAAUAGCACACUUUUUUGGUCCUUUAAAAAUAUCAUCCCUUUGCUCCAUUAUAAAGAUUCAAAAGGUAAAUAUGGUUCAAUCUCUUCCUGAAAAUGUCCUGCUAUUAGCCAAAGAAGCUCUGAAUCCUAUCUGGACAUUGAAUCCAGACACUGAUGUAACACAGCCUGUGAGCCCAUAGAGAGUUCACCCUGGAUUUGCAAAAUGAACCUUGACUACUGCCUUUUCUUCUAUUUUCCC